Molecule: messenger RNA, 1305 nt
Organism: Cajanus cajan (pigeon pea)
Lineage: Eukaryota; Viridiplantae; Streptophyta; Magnoliopsida; Fabales; Fabaceae
Product: LOB domain-containing protein 15
Source: RefSeq, a predicted model, not a curated record
UUUUCCUAAUCACCACCUUGCCUUUUAAGUACUUGUUUCCCUGCCUUUUCUCACCUUGUUUGUGUCUGUUUAUGAAACAAAAUCUUUCCUCCUCUCAACCCACCACUUAGAUCAAGACAAUCAAAAGGCAUGUUUGGACAUCCAGAGAUAGAUAGAUUAGAUGAGAUAACAAAGGUCAGAGCAGAGGGAGAAGCAUCUGCUCAAAUGGGAAGGAAGCAUUUCUAUGGUCCAACUCCUGGGACAACCUUAAACACUGUAACCCCUUGUGCUGCAUGCAAGCUUCUGAGAAGAAGAUGUGCUGAAGAAUGCCCUUUCUCUCCUUAUUUUUCACCACAUGAGCCUCAAAAGUUUGCAGCAGUUCACAAAGUGUUUGGUGCAAGCAAUGUCUCUAAGAUGCUAAUGGAGGUACCAGAGGGCCAAAGAGCUGAUGCAGCAAAUAGCUUGGUUUAUGAAGCUAACUUGAGGCUGAGAGAUCCUGUGUAUGGAUGCAUGGGUGCAAUAUCAGCUUUGCAGCAACAAGUUCAAUCUCUACAAGCAGAACUAAAUGCAAUAAGGGCAGAGAUACUAAAAUACAAAUAUAGAGAAGCUGCAAGUCUCCUUUCUUCUCAUCAUGCUGCUUUAGUUUCUUCUGCUGAUGCUAUAUCUGCAGCAAUUCCUGCAGACUCACAAGGUCUUUCUCAUCCUCCUCCUCCAAAACCAUUACCUUCUCCUCCACCAAAACCAUUUCCUUCUCCUCCUGUUAUCCUUUCAUCCUUGUCUUCAUCUUCAACUUCUUCUGUCUACACUCCUCCUAAAAGCUCAAUGAGCCUUGGAUCCAUUUCCAGCACUGAAAAUGUCCCAUACUUUGUUUAGCUCCAUUUGUUUACUAUUCAUUUUCUGUAGGAAUGAAUAACUAAUGAUGCUUUUCUCAACUGAGUAGAAUGUAUCACUUGGUCAUCUAGAGAAUAGAGAUUAUGGAAAAGGGAAACCACACUACAUAUUCAUAUGCUUUUAGUGGCAUUUUCUACUCUUUUGAUGUGCUUUUUCACAAACAUUAUUAUUAUGAUCUUAUUCUUAUACAAACAUCCAUUUAUGCUUAACUUGUCUUCAUUUGUAAGAGUAAUGCAUUCUAAGUGUAGGACACAAUAGGUAUCAAUUUUACAAGUUUCAUGUCUUGCAGAACUAUGUGUUCCUUUUGAAAUAGUUUAAUCAUAGGAGGUUCAAACUGAUGUAAAGAUUAAAACAUAAAUAGAGAAAAAUGAAUAAAUAAAGUCAACUGGAAAUUAAGUGUAGAUGUUGGUAAAAGGAGUAAAGAAUUGUAUGAGA